Neltuma alba is the source of this 2050-nucleotide messenger RNA. RefSeq lists its product as uncharacterized. The record is from RefSeq and is a predicted model, not a curated record. The transcript is spliced from 4 exons. NCBI's taxonomy places the organism in Eukaryota, Viridiplantae, Streptophyta, Magnoliopsida, Fabales, Fabaceae. Bases 78 to 2012 code for a protein of 644 amino acids.
UUAUUCGGCUCAGUCAUGGCGUGAGGUGCUUCAAGUUGAAAUUUUGAACCCGGAAACAGCUCCAUCUUUCGCCACCAAUGGCGCGUGCGCGUUGCACCGUCUUCUCCCUCCUCUUACCUUCGAAUAACCCUACUAGCAGACGAACCUAUCCUCUGCUAUUAGUUUCUUCUAUUCCUACUUCAAAACCACCAAGAAUCAGGCUUAGGAGGAAAAACCAUUUGAGACCAAAAAUUCUGAAAACUCUCACUAAAUCCCACCCACCCAUCACUCCUCUUCCACCUCAAGAAUCUCCUCUGUCAGCUCCGCAUACCACAGAGGUGGACGACAGUCGUGUUGAGGUUCCCGCCGAUGGAGUCCCCUCGGUAAGUAUUGCCGCUGCCGCUGGAGAAGGUGGUGAAAUGGAAGAAUUACCGGUCUCUGAGAUGACGGGAGCCUUGGGAGAAUUCAAUGGUAUUGCUGCCAAGCUUUCCGCUAAGUCUAUCCUGAAAUACGGUGCCAUUUUGUUUGGGGCUUUUGUGUUACAGACAAUUUUUUCCGUUUUGAUUAUGCUUGAUGAUGACUCGAAGCAGAAGGUUGGGGAUUCCAAUGUUGUUGUAAGAGAAAAGAGGAGCGUUUUGUUUGAUGGGAGUGGAAAAACCACGGGGGUUACUGGUGGGAGUGGUGUGAUUUAUUUGAAGGAUCGACUUGAGAUGGAUAAGAAAAUUGAGGAAAUUAAGCUAAUGGCAAGGGAAGCUCGGAGAAUUGAAGGAGAGAAGGAGGAAGAAAAAAUUGGAGAUCCUGAAAGUGAUGAUGAAAGCGCUGUUUCUAGUCAUAGACUUGGUAUUGAGAAAGAGAUUGGUGCACGCUUGUUGAAGUUGCAGGAUAGGGUGAAUUCUGAUAUGGAUAAAUCGGCAUUAUUAAAUGUUAUUAAGAAUUUGGGAACUUUUGUAAAAUCUACUGGUGGAGUGGCUAAGGACAGUAAGAAUGUGAACAAGGGAAAUGGGACAUUAAUGUUCAAGAAAAAGUUUAAAUAUAAAAGCCCUUCAACAAAACCAAGAAAGGCUCCCAAGGGUUUUUCAGGGACUAGAGACCACAAAGCAUCUGACGCAGAAACUAGAGAUUCAUCAAGUAAGGACAAGGCUAAAGCGCAAGAAAAUAGAAGCACUGCUACUGAUCAUGUGCAAAUAUCACAUGAAGACAAGCACGUAAAUCAACAAGAUGUUGAGGCACGGGAAACUGAUUCUAGCCUUUCAUUAAAUGGAGGAAAAUUGGCUGAUGAAGAAGCCAAUACAUUGCCGAAUACUGGGAAGAAUUCGGAAGAACUGAUGGCGAGACCAAAUGAAGGAACUGGAACACGAGGUAAAAAUGAUAGACGAAGCAAUGGUGGUACCCCGGAGGAUGGUUUUGGGAGGUCUUCAGUUGAAGUAACACGGUCAAGGAAAUCAAAAGAUUUGAGGACACAGAACACACGGGGUAUUGUAGGAGAAAAUCAGGAUGCUAGCCCAAAUUUUGAAAAGGGUGAUGGGCGGAGUAUGAAUGGGAAUCCGAAACAUGGAAUAGCUGAUAAUGUUUCUGCGGCUAAAAAUGUCAAAGUUAAGCAGGCAAACGCUGAGACUGAUAUGUGGUGGCUGAAUCUCCGUUAUGUUCUUGUCAUAGUAAUGCGAAGAGGUUCAGACAAAGAAGGACCAAGCGGACUGUAUAGCUUAAAGAUGACUUCUCAAGAAGAGGACCAGAAUUAUUAUUCCUAUAUUGUUGCUUUUGAGGAUCAUGCUGAUGCCAACAACUUCUGUUUUCUUCUGGAAUCAUUUUUUGAGGACUUGGGCGAUUUUAGUGCUGAUGCCGUUCCUAUGUCAAUACAAGAACUUCAUCAAGCAGUAAAAUCACACGCCAAGAAAGUAGUUGUUGUAAAGAAGAGACAGCUACAGCUUUAUGCUGGGCAACCACUUUCUGAUGUUGAGAAGACCUUGUGCUCUUUAGUAGAACAAUAUCAAAAUGUCCGUCGGGCUGAUACAAAAUACUCCUCCGAUCUUUAGUAUGAGACUUAAUUAACUAAUUUGAAUAGAUUAAGAAU